Gadus morhua (Atlantic cod) is the source of this 3678-nucleotide messenger RNA. It is a transcript of the gene abcb10, whose product is annotated as ATP-binding cassette, sub-family B (MDR/TAP), member 10. Bases 540 to 2717 code for a protein of 725 amino acids. The record is from RefSeq and is a predicted model, not a curated record. Gene Ontology annotation, molecular function: ABC-type oligopeptide transporter activity; ATP hydrolysis activity; ATP binding. NCBI's taxonomy places the organism in Eukaryota, Metazoa, Chordata, Actinopteri, Gadiformes, Gadidae. Gene Ontology annotation, biological process: oligopeptide export from mitochondrion. Gene Ontology annotation, cellular component: mitochondrial inner membrane. The transcript is spliced from 14 exons.
GCCAUUGAUUUGAUUGCAUCCGCGGAGUCGCUCUUUCUCAGGUCACCUUUCUGUUUCAUUAUGACAUCGGUUUCGCCUACAUACAAGUAGUGGUAUGUAUGUGCACAUGAUUUGAGUUUGAAUGGAUUGAAUCCGUUUUAUAAGAUGAUGAUAUCACUUGAGUGUGUCUCCAUGCCUGCCGACCACCUACCGAUUCGGCGACAGAUGACUCUGACAGGCAGGGUGUUGUAGCUAACUUGCCACUGCUGAUCGGAGAUAACUCAGUUGAUAUGGCAGUGUGCUGUGAAACAUAGAUAAAAUGGACAUAACCGUCAAAACUCAAUAAUACCACCGGAACCGCCUAAUUUUGAGGACACUUCAAGUUUUGUUCAAGGACAGUGUGAAUAAUGCUGCUUACCAAAGAAAAUCUUCAAGUGGACAUCAACAAAUUGCCUUUUAAAGGAACGCAUCUUUCCAUUACAUGAUCAGUUAACCUUAUUCACAUCUGCAUUAUACGUUGAUUUUUCUUUCUUUACUGGAUUGCUUGCCAGCAACAGACGAUGCGACUUUUAUUUGAUAUAUCGAGAUGCACCAGUGGGGUGCAUUUACUGAAACGCACAAUCAACCACUCCAGUGUACAUAGAUGUUUAUUGUUAGACCACAGGAAGAGUCAUGCUGCUGGACUACAUGUUUGGAGCAAUGGGACUGGAAAACCAUCACCAGAGAAUGUGACUCAUCGGGGUCACCGCCGUAGCACUGUAUCAGUACUGCCAUAUAGCGCACUUGGGGUUCUCUUUCGAGAUUGCAUGCGAUCGCAACUGUUGCUUGAAAAGCCAUGGACGGCAGGGCACACAUCAGUGGUGUUCAAGAGCUCUUCGGCUGCCUCCUCAAAAGAAACCACAAUAAAAACACCAGUGGAGAGUGGCAGUGGCCAACCUCCGACAACCCUUCCCUUGGAUGACGUGAAAAGGAUUCUGAAACUCGCUUAUCCUGAGAGACUGAGAUUGUCGGCCGCAAUAGGCUUCCUGACCGUAUCCAGUGCAGUGACGAUGUCCGCCCCGUUCUUCUUGGGCCGGGUCAUCGACACCAUUUACACCACUGGCUCCGACACGGAGACCAUGGCAGUGUCCCUGACCUCGCUAUGCGCGGUGCUGACUGGAGUGUUCCUCUGCGGCGGAGCAGCCAACGCUGCCAGAGUUUACCUCAUGCAGAUCUCAGGACAACAGAUCGUCCGGAACCUCCGCACUGCUCUGUUCUCCUCCAUCCUCAGGCAGGAAGUGGCGUUCUUUGACCGCUCCCGCACCGGCGAGCUUAUCAACCGCCUGUCGUCCGACACUACGAUGGUCGGCCACUCCAUCACCGACAACCUAUCGGAUGGACUGAGGGCUGUUGCCCAGGCAGCGGCUGGGGUCAGCAUGAUGUUCUACAUCUCCCCCAGUCUAGCGGGCUUUGUUCUGAUGGUGGUUCCUCCCAUGGUUCUGCUGGCUUUGGUCUAUGGCCGAUACCUACGUGCCAUCUCCAAGCGCACCCAGGAUGCUCUGGCAGAGGCCACACAGUUGGCAGAGGAGCGUAUCAGCAACGUGCGCACGGUCCGGGCGUUUGGUAAAGAGCUCUCUGAAGUCAGGAGCUACACCGAGAAGACUGACUUCGUUCUCAGCCUGGCCAAGAAGGAGGCUGUACUGAGAGCUGGCUUCUUUGGAAUAACAGGUCUGAGUGGCAAUCUGAUGAUCCUCGCCGUGCUCUACAAAGGAGGCCUGCUUAUGGCCAAUCAGCACAUGACCAUGGGGGAGCUUUCCUCCUUCCUGAUGUACGCCUUCUGGGUCGGCAUCAGCAUCGCAGGUAUGAGUUCCUUCUACUCUGAGCUGAUGAAGGGCCUGGGAGCUGGCACAAGGCUCUGGGAGCUUCUGGACAGGAAGCCAGAGUUCUCAAUAGAUGAGGGCUCGGUGAUCCCAGCAGACCAGCUCAAGGGCCGGCUGGAGUUCAGUGAUGUCACCUUCUCCUACCCCACCCGCAAGGAGGCCCCUAUCUUCAGUGACCUCAGCCUGCUGGUACCGGCCGGGUCCGUCAUGGCAGUGGUGGGAUCCAGCGGCUCCGGGAAGUCCACCCUGGUGUCUCUGUUGCUCCGUCUCUACGACCCAGACGCAGGGACCAUCACGAUAGACGGGCGGGCCCUGAGGGAUCUGAAUCCUCAUUGGCUGAGGAGUCAGAUUGGAACCGUCAGUCAGGAGCCAGUGUUGUUCUCUUGCUCCAUCAGGGACAACAUAACGUACGGGGCGGUGGAGCCGGCCUCCGUGACCGCGGAGGAGGUGUACAGAGCAGCCAGGAUGGCCAACGCACACGGCUUCAUCCAGGACUUCCCCCAGGGCUUUGACACCGUGGUGGGGGAGAAGGGGGUGCUGCUGUCAGGUGGUCAAAAACAGAGGAUCGCUAUCGCCCGGGCUCUGCUCAAGAACCCAAAGAUCCUACUUUUGGAUGAGGCCACCAGUGCGUUGGAUGCAGAGAAUGAGUUCCUCGUUCAGGAGGCCUUGGAGCGUCUGAUGGAAGGCCGGACGGUGGUGAUCAUCGCUCACCGUCUGUCCACCAUCCAGAACGCGGACGCGGUCGCCGUGCUGGACUCACAGCGCGUGGUAGAGUGCGGCCGACGCGCAGACCUGCUCGCCGACAGACACGGACUGUUCCGGAAACUCAUGGAUAAACAGGCCUUUCUGCACGAGGUGCAGAGGGAGGCCCUACACUGAGACACUGAGACACAAGAGAGCAGGGGGUAGAAAAAGUGUUGUGUUGUUAAGAAGGAAACGCAGUGUUGCGUCCAGGCGGCCAUUUGUGGGGGAAAAAAAGGGAGUGAGAUUUGUCAAACAAAAAAGAGAUGGGUUGGAAUUAAAAACAAAGGAUGUAGGUAUUGUUGGGAAGCUGUGGUGAACAGGCGUUUUAUUACACAGAAUUAAUGGAGUAAGACCACUUCCUGCUGAUUAAGAGCUCUCUGUUUCUCGGAAGAUGAAACCAAAAUCGCAUAUUUAAAGUUGGUUAAAAUGACGUAACCAAACUGUGAAGUGGAUGGCAAAGAGUAUUCAGGUCCUCUUUCCAAUCGUGAAUAACCUAGAUCUUUACUCACUCAUUACAUCAGCAUCACUAUCAGUUGGUGUAUCACCAUUUCGUUCUGAGCAAUGUUUUUUGUAUUGUGGCAGAAUCAGGGUUUACUGUUAGUAUCCAUUAUUCUGGAACCAGGCAGUACCACAGAACCUUUAUUUGUUUAUUUUGUGUUAUUUUUAUUUUUAUUUAAUGAAGAUUGUUAAUUCAAGCAAAGCACACAGUUUUUUCUUUAUUUUAAUUCAAACAUUACAUCUAGUUAACCAUGCCUUCUCAGGGGCAAGAGGGCAACGUUAAAAAAGGAAAUAGUUUUGUUAUUUUUCUAGGAUGGAUAAAAACUUCUUCUCACUUAUUUCCCUGUUUUCUCCAAUCAAAACAAGUGUGCUAUUUGAUUAUUAGUUUGACUGAAUUUGGUAUUCCAGUGAAGUUUAUUUCAUUCAAGUAAUGUAACGUGUAACACAAUGUUUUGCCUAAUUUUUUUACCUUUUUAAAAUUACUUUUUUAUGAAAAUCAUAAAGGAAUAAUUCUAAUAUAUAAAUGUAUACAACUAUAGAUGUGGAUAUAUUGGUCAAAUCUUCAUAGAAUAAAACCUAAAUCAUUGGUCGCAGACUA